This is a messenger RNA of Patella vulgata (common limpet), 1174 nucleotides long. RefSeq names its product iron-sulfur cluster assembly scaffold protein IscU-like. The coding region runs from base 71 to 550 and encodes 159 amino acids. The transcript has 5 exons. Gene Ontology annotation, cellular component: mitochondrial matrix; cytoplasm. Gene Ontology annotation, biological process: intracellular iron ion homeostasis; iron-sulfur cluster assembly. NCBI's taxonomy places the organism in Eukaryota, Metazoa, Mollusca, Gastropoda, Patellidae. The record is from RefSeq and is a predicted model, not a curated record. Gene Ontology annotation, molecular function: ferrous iron binding; 2 iron, 2 sulfur cluster binding.
GUUGCAUAACACCAACACUUACAGCGCAUGAUUAGUGACCUUGAGUUGUAAACAGUGAAAAUAAACAAGCAUGGCCGUUUUAAGAGGAGUUGGAAAAUCGAUUCGUCUUUUAGGCGAAUCACGAUCAUCUGUGUCUGUUGCCCUGUAUCAUAAAAAUGUCAUUGAUCAUUAUGAAAACCCAAGAAAUGUUGGCUCUAUGGAUAAAAAAGAUAAAGAUGUUGGGACAGGACUGGUUGGCGCACCUGCCUGCGGCGAUGUUAUGAAAUUACAGAUUAAAGUGGAUGAUAAUGGUAAAAUAGUUGAUGCUAAAUUCAAAACUUUUGGUUGUGGAUCUGCUAUUGCAUCAAGUUCAUUGGCAACAGAAUGGAUCAAAGGAAAGUCGAUUGAUGAAGCAACGAGUAUCAAGAAUACUGAUAUUGCCAAGGAAUUGAGUUUACCACCGGUGAAAUUACAUUGUUCUAUGUUGGCGGAGGAUGCUAUUAAAGCUGCCUUGAGUGAUUACAAGAUCAAGAACACUAAAGAAAAUGAUAAAGAAGCUGUGUCUAACUGAACAAUGGGAUAAUUAAAUGGAUUCAUUGAUGGCUGUGAUUCGUUGUUUAUAAAUAGUUCAGUUGAAAUGGCUUUUGCUCUGCAUAAAUAUUAGAAAUGAGAAAAAAUAUUUAAGAUAACUACCUAUACCCGUUUUGAGUGUAUUAUUUAGAUCGGUAUUAUUCUUGGAUGGAAUUUCCCUUUUUCAUUCCAUGUUUCCAAAUAAAGAAAUUACAUAUUCAAACAAAAUUUAAGGGUUAGUAAUCGUACAAUAACAGCAGUUAUUUUCUACACUGAAAAAAUUUAACUUUGUACAUAUCUUUAUGUGCUUUAAACAUUUUAUGUAGACCUUUUUGAUGUAGAUUUAGUUAUUAUUGUAUAUAUAUAGUUUAAGGGUUGAAUGUUCUAUCAAAAUCUCUGUAACUUCAAUGUCUUACUAGACAAAUGAAUGCCUAGUUUAUAGAGGGAAUACAUUUAUUUACAUAUUUCUAAAAUCUUAACUUAAUGAUAAUUUUUUUAGUUAAUAGUGUGUUGCAUUUAUUAUGUAAAUGUAUGUACAUGUAUCUUGCAUUGCUAUAUAUUAAUUACAUCGGUUUAAAGAGAUUUAUUAUAGGCAGUUCUUCUUGUAAAUAAAUACUCUUCAAAA